Physcomitrium patens is the source of this 1588-nucleotide messenger RNA. The record is from RefSeq and is a predicted model, not a curated record. Lineage: Eukaryota; Viridiplantae; Streptophyta; Bryopsida; Funariales; Funariaceae.
UUCUGUUUCUCGACCACAGAAUGAUUGUGAGUGUGCUUGAAUGUCAAGUGGAUGGGGUUGCUCUGCUGCCACAAUUUCUCUUUAAUUCCCAGGGUUCCGCUGGCUCUGGAUCUGGCAGUUACUAAUUUGCACAUUCAUGCAAUUUCAGAUUCCAGACCAGGUUUACGAGAGCUGGGUUGCCAGUUGUGGAGGAGGACUGGACGAAGGAUUUUUAUGAAGUUGUGUGACCAUGGCCAUGGUGUUGACGUCCGGGUGCCGUUGUUCAAUUGCCACGCUCCCUGCAGGUUUGGAAUUGCGUGCCGUUACGACACGGCCUCUCGGGUCAAGACUCACGAUGUCCAGUGUGGUGGGGUAUCGUGCAGUGACACCUCCAGACCGUCAAAUUGUUCCCUGAAGAAAGUCGGAGGCGUAGAGAGGGUACGCCAUCCUACAUUAGCAUCAGUUAAACGGAGCAAUGAGUCAACAAUUAAUUCGACGACGAAGGAAAGUCCAAUUCAAGUUCGGGAAGGGAGGCCUUCUUUCCGAAUCAUGGCGGAAGGGAACAUGUGGUUACUGGAAUUUGAAGCAUCCGGCCUUCGUGUGCUUGCAGAUCCAUGGCUCUUCGGCAACCAAACAUUUUGGGACCAGGCCUGGCUCUACACUGGCCGCUCUCAGUCCCAACAGAGGGAUGGAUUACCUGGUGACUUGACAUUGGAGUAUGUGAAUAGCAUAGAUGCUAUCAUCAUAACUCAGGAAUGGGAAGACCACUGCCACUUACCUACACUCAAGAUGUUAAGAAAGGAUGUGCCGGUAUUGGCAUCGCCGAAAGCAGCGGUUGUUGUGCAACGACUUGGGUUUACAGACGUUACAGACCUUGCUCACGGCACCUCCUCGCAGAUUUCGGGUUUAAAAGUAUGGGCCACCGUUGGUGGACGUGUGGGUCCGCCAUGGGCGCUUCGUGAGAACGGCUUUGUUCUCCAAGAAAUGCAAACAGGGCUUAGGUUGGGGACUUGUUGUGGAGUUCAUACUAAGGGGUUAGGGUUGCCUUCUUUAAGAAUUUCAACAUCAAGUGAGUGUACCAAACAUUGCAAGGACGUGAUUGGUGAAACCUUGAUGCUUUGCAGGAUCUACUACGAACCUCACUGUAGUUUUGAUGAAGAAUCUGUCCGAUCUGUGAGUCCAGUUGAUGUGGUAAUAACUCCAGGGCGUCAGUACAAAGUUGCUGGCUUCCCAUUGACAGAGAGCGUCAACGAAGCUGUGCGUCUCUUACGCAUACUAAAACCGCAAGUGAUUAUUCCCAUCCAGCUAACCCACCUGGAAAUGUCGGGUGUGACGGCGCCCAUAAUCCAACUCAUAGGCACUCCGAACGACUUCGAAGCAUAUCUUCGUGAAGCUGGAAUAACUGCCAGAGUUGUGGUGCCCCCUCUCUCAGGACACUUCGAGCAUGUCCAGCUUGAGCUUCAAAAACAAGAUGCUUGACUUUUCAAUUUAUAUAUAUAUAUAUAUAUUAUCUUACAAGUAUUAGUUUAAAUAUAUUUUAUUUAUUUAUAAGAUUGUAUUUAUAAGAUUAAUAUUCAGAGUAUUCAAUAAAAUAUUUAGAAGAUUUUUU